GACCCAAGUGGCCCCGCUGGUGCAAGGGACAGGCUGUGCCUUUUGCCAAGCAUUAUUCUGCCUGAGCUCGACUGGGCUUCGACGAAUUUUCUCCUGACAUCUCAGGCCUCAAUCCAUUAACACAUCGCUUUCCUUCUUGAUCAGGAACACCCCGCGACGACAACAUCCCACCUCUCUUCACCACCAAGACCGAGGCGAUAUCCUUAUUACGCGUCGAGCCCUAAUACGUGUGGACCGAUAACCCCGCCUCUGUUGCACGCCACAUCACUGCCGCACACCACCUCACCUCUCACUUUUGCUCAGGUCCAACCAAAGUCGUUGAAGCUGUAGCUUCAUAUCAGUUACUUAUCUGCUCGAGAGCGGCCAUCCUUACCUAGACAUCGAACGACUUUUAUCUUUUUACCUGUUCGACUCUUGCUCCCACCGUUUAUCUCACCACCUUUGCCUUUCGAACUCGCCCAUAUUCAAGAUGAGCGUGGUAUAUGAGGCCCGCAACUUCAUGCAUGAGAGCGACUAUCCGCCCAUGGAUGAGCACCACCACGAGCAUCACGAGCACCACGAUGCUGCUGCUGCUGCCGAAGUCGACCGCUUCGCUGAGACUCACGAUGCUGUGGUGAACGAGCUCGCUCACGUCGCCAGUUUUGCUGAGCAAGCCGCUCCCUUUGUUGAUGCCAAGAACUUCGUCGACGUGACGGUCUCGACUGAGGAGACCCCCAGCCUCGACCUGGCUCCUCCAGCUCCUGCCCCCACCCUGGCCGUAAAGGAAGACUCGCCUGUUGCGACCUCUCCUCAGCGAAGCAAGGCCAUCCCAAAACCACAUCGGGAGGAGACAAAGAACCACGAGGGCAAGUUCAUCUGCACAUAUCCGUCAUGUGGUGAGGAGACCAGAACCUUCAGCCGCAAAUGCGAGUGGAACAAGCACAUGGACAAGCAUGACCGGCCAUAUAAAUGUCUGGCUCCAGGAUGUGAGAAGCUGCCAGGCUUCACUUAUUCGGGUGGUCUAUUGCGCCAUGAGCGCGAAGUCCACCAGAAGCAUGGCGGCCCCAAGAACUCGUUCAACUGUCCACAUCAAAACUGCAAGCGUGCCACCGGCAAAGGCUUCUCUCGUCAGGAAAAUCUCAACGAGCACCUCCGGCGUGUGCAUACGCAGAAUGGAGGGUCGCCAGAAGGAGAUGCAGAUGAUGCUGCCAGCGAUCACGUCUCAACAGCGCUCGUUCUAGGUCCAGCCAAGCGCAAACGUGACGACCAGAACGAUGAGACGGAACGUCUUCGGGAAGAGGUCAAGAGGCUGCGGCAGGAGAAGGAGGAGCUGCAGAAGCAGGUCCAGAUGCAGAACCAGCAGACAGCCGACUUUCUGGCACGGAUCCACCAACUCGAAGCCGAGCGGGCGGUGGCGGCAGCGGUCCCGAUGGAAGCGAGUUCCCUUGUUGCAGCCACGUCACAACUGAUUUAGGGAACAGAAGACGACAAUAUAGCUUAUCUCGAUCCUCGCAUCUCCACGCCCGGCUACCCUGAUCUGGACUAUCAUCAAUACGGCAACCAAAUCGACGGCGACGAGCAUUAUCUGUAUUCUGCUUAGACGAGGGAACAGCACAUACAUCAUUCUUUUGUGUUCCCUUUGUUUUUUCUUUUUUUUAUUCACGGCUCUAUUUUAUCAAGUAGCUUGGCUGUUCGAGUUUGGCCUGGGCAUUUUUACCGGUUACGAUUCCCAUCUCUUUGUGGUCACGGACAGGUCGACCAUCAACGAGAACGCAUUGCAUAUGGAGGAGUUUGGGCUUUUUUUUUUUCAUCUUUAUUUUUUUGUUUCUUUUUUCGUUUACUCUUUCUGCUAUUUCUUUUUAAUGUAACGAUAUGGCUUGAGCGACAUCGCAUUUCCUGCUGGGUCUAUACAAUGUUCCUUUUAGGGCGUCUGGGUUUGGUUGGGUGGCAGUGAUAGGCAAGAAACGGUCACAAGACUGGAAACUUUUACACGGGGUUUUACAUGGGGUUAAACGGAGAGAACUGGCGUUUUUUCAGAUGGACCUAUGGUCACGGGCUGUUUUUCUGUACUGCACUUCAAAUCGUGCUUUGUUCUUAUUGUUCACUGUAUGGAAGAGGAAAAGGAUGUAGUAGUGUAUUCUUUCGGUUGAAAGAGGCGGAGUUGUUGGUGGUGAUUGCUCUUUGGCCACAAGCGUGGACGACGCUAGAUGGAACACGAUAAUCGCUGGU
Molecule: messenger RNA, 2208 nt
Organism: Podospora bellae-mahoneyi
Lineage: Eukaryota; Fungi; Ascomycota; Sordariomycetes; Sordariales; Podosporaceae
Exons: 2
Coding region: 470-1453 (327 amino acids)
Biological process (GO): regulation of transcription by RNA polymerase II
Cellular component (GO): nucleus
Source: RefSeq, a predicted model, not a curated record